GCAAAAGUGACUUGUAAAUAAUAUUGAAUUAUUAUAAUUGACCACAUUCGACAAUUAAUAAAAUAAAUAUUGAUUAAGAAUUAAGAGUUGACGAAGAAUAUAGAUGCCAUUGCUAAGAAGCUUCAAUCCCAAAAACUUAACGUACAAUGUAGUCACACCUAUGAACUUCAAGGUUGUAGAUUACUGAGGAUAUAUACCACAUUUCUAAGGGUAUGUGCAAUGGAGCAAGAAGAUCAUACUCAUCGUCGAACAAAAUUUGCUCUAGCAGUUUUCGGUAUAUCAUUUUGUCUUAUCCUACUAACAGUAGCUCAAUGGAUGCCACUAGUCACAAUAUGCGUGUUAGCCGCGCCUUUAAGGCGGAACUAUGUGGUAGCUGUCGUCGUUUUGAUGUUAGCCAUGGUAAUGGUAACGUGUUUCGUGUUUUGCGAUAACUGUCGAGUCAAGGCACCGAUGAAUUGUGUAAUGGUGCUACUCAUUUUUGAAUGCACAACAAUUGGAUUUGCUGUACUGAUUAUGGAGGAGAAAAUCCAAUUUUUCUUAUUAAAUUUCUUAAUUGUAACAAUAGUAACUCUUAUUGUCAUUAUUGCUGCAACAUUCUGUACUUACGACAUGACCGUUGAUAUCAUCGCGCUAUUUGUUGUUGCAAUUAUAUUAUUCAUAGGUUCAGUAUUUCUUGUGGGCUUAUUCGCGAUGAUUAAUUCUAAAAUCAGUUAUUAUCUAUAUACACUUCUUGGUGGAAUAACGAUAAUAAUGUUCAUGGCUUAUCAUACACAGACUAUAACUGGCGGUCGGUAUGCCCAAAUGCGUACCAAAGAUAGUUUACUGGGAGCAUUGAUACUAUAUGAAGAUUAUAUAUUAUUAUUUAUGAUGUCUUAUUUCAUAAUAGUUGAAAACUUUAACGACAUGGGUAUUAGAGGGUCCUCUUACGAAUGUCAAAAUGAUUAAAAGUGUUGAUGUGAUCAAACUCAAAUAUUAAUUCUGUUUAUUUAAACUCGGACAAGG
Molecule: messenger RNA, 1002 nt
Organism: Teleopsis dalmanni
Lineage: Eukaryota; Metazoa; Arthropoda; Insecta; Diptera; Diopsidae
Exons: 6
Coding region: 220-945 (241 amino acids)
Source: RefSeq, a predicted model, not a curated record